AUGGGAAAACAAAUCAACAUAGAGAGUAGUGCUACUACUCACCACCAAGACAAUAAUGCUUCCGUUAUAACAACCUCCACCAUCGCCGCCGUCACUUCUUUGUCAGAAACUUGGUCUUCCUCCAAAAGAACUAUAGUGCAAGACAAUGAAGCUGGCGGAAAACGGCGGAAGAGCAAUGGUGGCAAUGAUAAUAAGAAUCCGACGUCGUAUAGAGGAGUAAGGAAGAGGAGCUGGGGAAAAUGGGUGUCAGAGAUUAGAGAGCCAAGGAAGAAAUCGAGAAUCUGGCUUGGUACUUAUCCAACGGCUGAGAUGGCAGCUCGAGCUCAUGACGUAGCGGCUUUAGCCAUUAAAGGCAACUCCGUUCAGUAUCUCAAUUUCCCUGAAUUAUCCGGUUUGCUUCCUCGUCCGGUUAGCUGCUCUCGCAAGGAUAUACAAGCUGCAGCUGCCAAAGCCGCAGAAGCCACGUGGCAAGAACCGGUCGUUGAUGAGCUAAGACAUUCCGAGCUGUCUGCGGCUCAGUCUUCGACUUCAAGCAGUUUCUUGUUUUGUGCGGACACGUUAGAUACUUCGAGUACGGACAAGGAAAGCAACGAAGAGACGGUGUUCGAUUUGCCGGAUCUUUUCACGGGAGGGUUUAUGAACCAAAACGACGCGUUUCGUUGCUACGACAGCACGACCACUUGGCAGCUUUAUGGAGAGGAUGUAGGGUUCAGGCUUGAAGAGCCCUUUGCUUGGCUAGAUGACUAAAGUAGCCUGCCGUUGUUUACUUACGUAUAUGUAUAUAAUCCAUGCAUGCGGAGAUGGAAGGUCUACUUUGGGCAGUCUCAUGCGUGCGUCAUAUGGGAUUAUCCUCGGUACGGUUCGAAACGGACUGCUCUGACCUAGUAGAUAUGGUUACUAACUCGGAGGAAUGGCCGGCCUUCACAACGGAAAUCGAGAUACUCCAGAGACUUCAUGAGGGCUUUGAGGAUAUGAGUGUGUAUCAUAUUCCUCGGAGUAGGAAUGCUCGAGCGGACGCAUUAGCAAAGGCAGCAAGGAAAAAAGGAUUUAUCUUCUCCCAUAUAGAUCAGACCAGGUCAUACGGAGAUACUCCACGGAGGAUCGACUCGUAUGACUACCACUUGAUCUAGAUAGAAUGGGUCGCUGACAAAAAAAAAAAAAAAAAACUAACUUUCACUAUCUUUUUUCUUUUCUUUUUGAUAUUUUUUUCUUUUCUUUUUGUUAAUUUUCUACGUGUGCGUAUGUUAUUAAUAAAUU
Messenger RNA from Eruca vesicaria subsp. sativa (arugula), 1257 nucleotides. The record is from the annotation of a GenBank genome assembly. Lineage: Eukaryota; Viridiplantae; Streptophyta; Magnoliopsida; Brassicales; Brassicaceae.